Bactrocera neohumeralis is the source of this 1071-nucleotide messenger RNA. Its product is annotated as box A-binding factor. The record is from RefSeq and is a predicted model, not a curated record. Bases 1 to 1071 code for a protein of 356 amino acids. NCBI's taxonomy places the organism in Eukaryota, Metazoa, Arthropoda, Insecta, Diptera, Tephritidae. The transcript has a single exon.
AUGAUCAGCGGUAGUGGAGGAGGCGGGAUAGGCGUGAUAGGCGGGAGCAGUGGUGGCGGCAGCAGCAACAGCAACGGUAACAACAGCAACACCAUCAGCGGCAGUGUGGUGAGCACCACACGCCUCAGUCGUGCCCAGCAACAGCAGCAGCAGCACCAUCAACAGCAGAGCAGCGGUUCUAGCGGCCUAGCCGCCAUAGCCGCAGCUGCCACUGGCGCCCAACCGAUCGCAUCCGGCAGCGGCACACAUCGUACGCGCAUUUUGCGCGGCCAUGCAGCACAAACAACCACCGGUGAACGUGUGCUGCUCAUCAACUAUGUGUCGCCCAGUGCAUCGGCAGCCACAUCGCCCAAUACGCAAACGCAAGCGCACACGGUUAGCAGCGCCACAGCGAAUAGCGGUGGUGUCGCGACCACAACCACCACGCGCAAAAUCCUCCAUGCCAGAGCGGCGGCAGCGACGCAUGCGAAUGUUAGCACCGCCACACCCGUGUCAUUUGCCGGCCUCGGUUCUGAGGUGACGGUAACACUGACGCGCUCUGGUAAAUCGACCGCCGGUCAUAUUGUACGAAAUCAUAGCAUUGCCACAGAAACGGUAGAACAUCAACAACAGCAGCAACAACAUCAUCAUCAUGUGAGCAGUAGUUCGCCGCCGCCGCUUGUCUUCACGACGACGGCGCACAGCGAUUUGCAUCAUCAUCAGCAACAGCAACACCAACAACAUCAACAGCAGCAACACGAAUUAAUUGAACAGCAGCAAACACAUCAACAUCAUCAGCUGCUAACGCAUCGACAAUUGCAACAACACCAGCAGCAACAACAGCAAAAUACAACAACGGUGCUAGAUCCCUUGGACUUGCAGGACCAAGAUGAAUAUCAACAGCAACAACAUCAGCAGAUCGUCAUAGAGCAUCACAGCGGCAAUGGCCAGUCACAGCAGACGCACGAAGAGGAGUUGCUCGAGUAUGACGACGAAGAGGAAGUAGAGGAGCACCACUUGCAACAGCUGCAGGAGGUGCAGGAUCAGCAGGAAUGCGAUGGCGAACAAGUCGAAGAAGUUUAUCUCAACUGA